Molecule: messenger RNA, 3958 nt
Organism: Jatropha curcas
Lineage: Eukaryota; Viridiplantae; Streptophyta; Magnoliopsida; Malpighiales; Euphorbiaceae
Gene: MRL1
Product: Pentatricopeptide repeat (PPR) superfamily protein
Molecular function (GO): protein binding
Source: RefSeq, a predicted model, not a curated record
UCUUCACUUCAUUCAUUUCUAACGUCCUAUCCUUUCAACAACCUCUGGCUCUGUUUCUCAGUAUUACAACUGAAUGGACCUUAGCUUCUCUGCUAAAUUCCAAGCCUUAACCCUAAUUUCUACUUCUCAGAUUUCUUUUCUCUCUUCCAAUAAAUCGUCCAUUCGAAGAGAAUUCCUUGGUUGCUCUCACAAUCUCAGGCCUCCUGGUGGUUCUCUUCGAGUAGGCAAAUGUAGGAAAGUGAAGAUUCGAAGAAGCCAAUCUCAAAGUUUGUUACUCAACGCUUCUUUUGGUUCAGAAUCUGUUCUUGUUGCAGUUGCUGUGUCUACUCUCUCUGCUAUCUCUUUUGCCUACCUUAAUCAGCAAAUAACCAGCAAUAACGGCAACCGAAAGGAUUCGAAAGAGGCCUCGGGUUCACCUGGACUUGGCUCUUCUCAAUUAGGCAAAAAUAUUGUGAACCACGUUAUUCAAACUCCAUCCGCGGAUGUUGGGAAUAGUCUCAGGAGUAUCCUUGCUACUGAAAGUGAAAACUUGGUGGAGAAGGCCAUAGAAAACAGCCAUGCAAUAGAGGGGGAAGAGACAGUAGUACAAGUUUGUGAAAAUACUUUGAGAAGUACCAGUUCUAUUUUGUUUGAAACGUCAGAAUACGACAAUGCUGACUUCCCAGUAUCUAAUGUUUCUAAUUAUGUGGUUCCAAAAGAAUCUGAAGCUACUAAUGUAUCAGUUUCUAAAGAAUCUGCAAUUCCUGAAUCAGAAAAGGUGUUACCACUCGUACUUAAUGCUAGGGGAAUGUCUGAGCUGACAUUAGAAAAAAGCGGAAAUGAAACUGAUGUUCACGAGGUUGAUGCUGAGUUAACUCAUCUAAUGGAACAGAUGUCUAACAAUACUGCUUCACCUCCUGUAAAUUAUGAAGCUGGUGAAAAGAUUGACCUUUCUAGCUAUCAUGGUAUCAUCAAAGAAUCUGCUAGAGAGGACCUUUACAUGUUUUAUGACAAAAGCCAGUCAGUGGUGAAAUCUCCAUUAAACUUAAAUGGUUCAAACUCAGUAUCUUCUCAUGCCUCCCCUUCGAUUGGCAAUAGCUUUUCUUCAUUCAAGGUGAAUGGCAUUGUAAAAGAGGCAGAUUCGUCAGCACAGCAGUCUCCCAAAAUUGCAGAGUCUGUUGAUAAAAAAGUACGUCUUGCGCAUUAUGUAAGAGAAUCUUCUCGGAAAAAUGAAAACACAAGGAGAAGGAGAGGAUUUCCAACAGAAAAGGAAAAAGGACGUCCAGUUCAGAAUAAUCAAAUAAAACUACCAGAAUUUCCCUACCCGAAUGGCGUGCAUGUGAUUGACAAAGACCAUCCUUCACAGCAAGUCCAUGCUUACAAUCGUUUGCUAAGAGAUGGAAGGUUAACGGAGUGUGUAAGUUUGCUUGAAGAUAUGGAAAGAAGAGGCUUGCUAGACAUGAACAAGAUUUAUCAUGCUAAGUUUUUCAAGAUAUGCAAAAUUCAGAAGGCUGUUAAUGAAGCUUUUCGCUUCUGCAAGUUGGUUCCAAAUCCAACAUUAAGCACAUAUAACAUGCUCAUGUCUGUGUGUGCAAGUUCUCAAGAUUCAUCGGGAGCUUUUCAAGUUCUACAGCUUGCCCGAGGGUCUGGACUGAAAGCAGAUUGCAGACUUUACACUACUUUAAUAUCUACCUGUGCUAAAAGUGGAAAAGUUGAUACAAUGUUUGAAGUGUUUCAUAAGAUGGUUAAUGCUGGAGUUGAACCAAAUGUUCAUACAUAUGGAGCACUAAUAGAUGGCUGUGCCAGAGCAGGACAACUAGCUAAGGCAUUUGGCGCUUAUGGGAUAAUGAGUUCCAAGAAAGUGAAGCCAGACCGAGUUGUCUUCAAUGCACUUAUAAAUGCAUGCGGCCAAUCAGGAGCUGUGGAUCGUGCCUUUGAUGUGUUAGCAGAAAUGAGGGCUGAGACACAGCCUAUUGACCCUGAUCACAUCACUGUUGGUGCAUUAAUAAAUGCAUGUGCAAAGGCUGGUCAGAUUAAUCGAGCAAAAGAAGUAUACAACAUGAUGCAUGAAUUUAACAUCAAGGGGACUCCAGAGGUUUAUACUAUUGCUGUUAAUUGUUGUAGCCAGACUGGUGAUUGGGAGUUUGCCCGUAGUGUGUAUGAUGACAUGAAAAGGAAAGACGUGGCCCCUGAUGAGAUGUUUCUUAGUGCGUUGAUAGAUGUAGCGGGGCAUGCUGGAAAGGUGGAUGUUGCAUUUGAGAUCUUACAGGAGGCAAGGAUUCAAGGAAUGCAACUUGGAAUUAUACCAUAUAGUUCAUUGAUGGGAGCUUGCAGCAAUGCCAAGAACUGGCAAAAGGCACUGGAGCUAUAUGAAGAUAUCAAAUCCAUUAAAGUGAACCCAACUGUCCCGACCUUGAAUGCCUUGAUCACUGCCUUGUGUGAUGGGGAUCAAUUGCCAAAGGCUAUUGAAGUUAUGUCAGAGAUGAAGAGUUUUCGCUUGUGCCCAAACACUGUUACAUACUCCAUACUCUUUGUGGCUAGUGAAAGAAAGGAUGAUCUAGAGGUUGGCCUCAGGCUUCUUUCACAAGCCAAAGAAGAUUGCAUUGCCCCCACCCUCAUUAUGUACAAAUGCAUAAUAGGCAUGUGCCUGCGAAGAUAUGAGAAGGUUUGUGCUCUUGGUGAGCCUGUUUUAUCAUUUGACUCAGGCCGGCCACAAAUGAAAAAUGAGUGGACAUCACUGGCCUUAAUGGUCUACCGUGAAACAAUUGCAGCUGGCGAGAAACUUACAAUGGAAGUUGUUUCACAAGUUUUGGGAUGCCUGCAGCUCCCUUUUGAUGCUUCGUUGAAACACAGAUUAGUUGAAAAUCUGGGAGUUACUACUGACUCGUCAAAAGUCUCUAACCUCUGUUCUUUGGUGGAUGGAUUUGGAGAAUAUGAUCCUCGUGCAUUUUCAUUGCUUGAGGAAGCUGCUUCUCUUGGAAUCAUUCCUUGUGUAUCCUUCAAAGAAAGUCCUAUCAUUGUUGAUGCUAAAGCAUUGCAAAGUCAUGUGGCUCAGGUGUACCUUUUAACCAUUUUGAAGGGUCUCAAGCAUCGGCUUGCUGCUGGUGCAAGGUUGCCCAAUAUAACGAUUUUACUGCCUACAGAGACGGCACAAGUCAAGGUGCCUGAAGGGGAGAAAACAAUCAACAUUGCAGCAAGGGUGAGCCAAGAUGUUGCUGCUCUAUUAAGAAGGCUAAGGCUGCAUUACCAAGGAAAUGAAUCAUACGGGAAAAUUAGAAUCAACGGAAUUUCCUUAAAAAGAUGGUUUCAACCAAAGCUUGCUUAUCCUUUCAGUGGAAAACCAGAAGAGUUGAACUCAUCUCUAUUACGAAUAGGAAAAGACAUCAGUCAUCAGCAACGUAAUAUUCGAACUGGAAAUUUGUCUCUGGAAUAAGAGGAAGAAUGCUUAUUGCUGCUGACAGGGUAACACCAUUAGAAGAUUUGAGUUAUACAUCAAUUUUUUUCCUAUAAUAAGACAACAUGACAGUUAUGGGGAACGACCUAGUCUCAUUAUCAUGCAAUAUGGCCAAAUUUCUGCUAUGUUGUUGAAUGGCUUUUGGAAAAAUUGUGAACGAAAGUUGUGCUCUCUCCUUCCAAGGACAUGGCGGCGAUACUUCCCCUGCAGUUUAAGAGAAUGAGACAUAGAAUUAAAUAAUUUCCGGCUGAAAGAAAAGAGAUUGUUGAUUCAGCAGUCACUGAUCAUGAUUUUCCAUUUUGUAGAGAAGUAUAUUACUCAUAGCAGGCCAACAAACCAGUGCCUGCAACUUGGAAUAACUGAAAGAAUAUGAAGAUUCGUGUAUAAUAUUUGCUGAAUACCACUUGUAAGAAGAUACAUAUCAUCUGUACAUUGUCAAUUUUGAAUGUAUUACCGUAUUAUUAUCGCAUAAGAAGAUAUUCACACUAGGGAAAAGUACUUUUUAGUCCCUGAGUUUUGACCCAA